Molecule: messenger RNA, 3952 nt
Organism: Aspergillus ochraceoroseus IBT 24754
Lineage: Eukaryota; Fungi; Ascomycota; Eurotiomycetes; Eurotiales; Aspergillaceae
Product: RNA dependent RNA polymerase
Exons: 4
Coding region: 73-3702 (1209 amino acids)
Biological process (GO): siRNA processing
Cellular component (GO): nuclear RNA-directed RNA polymerase complex
Molecular function (GO): RNA-directed RNA polymerase activity
Source: RefSeq, a predicted model, not a curated record
CUGGAGGUCUUCAUCCACAAUCUGCCAAUCGACCUCAGCGAGGAUGGGUUGAAAGAGCAGUUAGCGCCUUUCAUGAGGCGUCUCGCCAUUUUCGACUAUACUUGCGACAAGCCAAGGAAGAAACGCUAUGGUUUCAUCACCUUUCUCACCCGGGACGAUGGGGAGAACUUCCUAGCCUCUCACAAGGAAUGGAAACCGAACAAUGGUCUUGGGAAGCCAAAUGCGAACCUCCAAUUACUUGGAGCCGACGUUUAUUGCAAAUAUAGUAACCGCAAGCCACAAGAAUUUGUUCUCAAAGCCCUUGCUCAUGCAGUCGAGCAGCGGAGGAACCCUUCCCUAAUCAUCGAAGAAGAGGGAAACUCGAUCAGCUUCCCCCUGUUACGUUAUAGCUGCGGAUAUUCUACCUUCUUGAAUGCUAGAUUUACCUAUAUUCCCGAAGUUCAGUGGGGGGAUAGCGGAACAAUCACUUUCAAAAACCGCAACAUUAUCGUGAAAUUAAAUAACAUGCGUCUCAUCAGGAUUCCCCUUUCCACGGUCGUCGAGUUGGUGUGGAACUCUAGAGGAUCUUUUGUUCUCACUCUCUCUACAGUUCCUUUCUUCUUCCAAAGUACUCUUGGAGCCACUCGCUCCCGCCUCUGCUCACUUGGAGGAAAGCAUCCGGAAUGCGUUGGUCAAUGUCUAGUUUAUCAAUUCUGUGUCUCUGAUACAGACUUUUUCAAGAAAAUGCAAAACCUCAAGGAGUACAGUAUCACCCUUACUUUUUACGACUUUGAAACAACAUAUCAGAGACCCCUUCAUACUCAAAUGAUUGAUCUCAAAGACGUGCUAGGUACAUAUACCAAAGAAGGAACGCUUCCCUUUGGAAUCUUGUUUCAAUUACAAGCCCUGGCUUUCAAUGCGUUUCUCCCUGCGGAUACGAUUAUUGAUCUAACGAAGGAACUGGCAGCUAUCUUCAAAGCUAGAAAAACUGCGGGAAUAAGGCCUAUCUCGAUGCAGUCUGUGGGGAAACUGUUUAAUCUUAUUGAUUGGCCAGACCCAUUUGGGGAGCCUAGAGAUUUCACUACAGCAGGGCUGCUUCAAAUGAUCUCAGAAACUUCCACCGAAUUCCACGCUGGAAUAAUUCAAUCAGAGAUUCUCUUUCGCCCAAGCCAAAACCUAGCUCAAAUAUACAGAGCGACGGUCACACCUUCAAGGAUAACUCUACACGGUCCCGAGCUGGAAGCAAAAAAUCGUAUCCUGCGAAGAUUCCCAAAUCACCAUGAAUAUUUUCUUCGCGUGCAGUUCUGCGACGAGAACGGACAAGAUAUCCAUUUCACUCCACAAGUAAGCAAUGAGGAUAUAUUCUCUAGGUUUAAGAACACCUUGAAGAAUGGGAUCCAGAUUGCUGGGCGGACUUACACAUUCCUUGGCUUUUCACACUCAUCUCUCAGGUCUCAUUCGGUGUGGUUUUGUGCGCCGUUCGUGGACGACAACGGAAACCUUCAAACCUAUUUCUCAAUCAUCAAAGCCCUCGGCGAUUUUUCCAGCAUUACAUCUCCAGCAAGGUGCGCAGCAAGAAUUGGGCAAGCGUUCUCCGAAACCCCUUUUGCCAUAAAUUUGAAAGAAAAUUUUAUUUCGGUCGACAAAAUUCACGACGUGACCUCUACCGACGGCUCUCGAGUUUUCAGUGAUGGAGUUGGAACAAUAUCUCUAGGUGCUGUUGAAGCCAUCCGGGACAUGCUACCGUUAAAAAAGGGCAUUCCCACUUGUUUUCAGAUCCGCUUGGGUGGCGCGAAAGGAAUGCUAAGUCUUAACACCAGCCUCAACGGCUCGCGUAUCCAUCUUCGACCCUCCAUGAUCAAGUUUGAUAGCAAAGACAUGGGGGAUCUGGAAAUUUGUGAUAUGGCAUCGAAGCCAAUUCCCCUGGUACUAAAUCGGCAGGUCAUUAAAAUCUUAGAGGAUAUGGGAGUCCCUGAAGCUUGGUUCUACAAGUUGCAAAAGAUCCGGGUAGACCAACUAAGAAACGCGACUGCUACCACCAAGAACACUGCGAAAUUCCUCAAGAGGCAAGAUGUUGGAGGGCCCAUACGCCUACACAAACUCUUCCUUGAGUUUUCCCGACUGGGUCUCGAAUAUAAACGAGUGCCGUUCAUUCGCUCAAUCGUUGAAGCUGUGAUCCUCCGGGAGCUACGUUUGCUAAAACACAAGGCUAGAAUACCCGUAGAAAAGGGGAUUACAUUAUUCGGGAUUAUGGACGAGACAGGCUUCCUGAAAGAGAAUCAAGUCUACGUUACCUUUGAUACGAUGGGAGAUCGGUUCUUACCCCCUCCUGGUAAUUGUCGCCUUCUUGUUACUCGGUGUCCCUCUUUAUACGAUGGAGAUAUUCAAUACGUCUCCAAUCAAUUGCCUCCAAAGGACCAUCCUUUGACUGCUCACAGAAACUGCAUUGUCUUCAGUCAGAGGGGGCAACGCGAUCUUCCAAGCAAGCUCAGCGGAGGCGAUCUCGAUGGAGAUUUGUACAACAUUAUUUGGGACCCCGAGGCCGCUCCAACGCAGGUCUUCGCCCCCGCAGACUAUCCCCGUAUAGAUCCACUUGAUAUUGGACGCCUUGUGAAGAAAGAGGACAUGGGUGAUUUCUUUGUGGAUUUCAUGCAGUCGGAUCUUCUUGGUGUUAUUGCAACGAAACAUAUGAUUCUAGCGGACCAGAUGGAAUUGGGAACAUCCCAUUCUGACUGCAAGAAACUUGCACAAUUGCAUUCGACCGCUGUUGACUUUUCCAAAACAGGAGUUCCGGUUAAGCUAAAUGAAAUGCCUAUUAUGAAUCGCUGUCGACCAGAUUUUUUUGCGCCAGGACCGCAAGCAUAUAUCCAUAACAAAUCCGAUGUCAAAAUGGAACCUUACCUGGUCCAACCAAAUCCAAACGAGGAUGAGGACUCCGGGCCAGUCCACAAAUACUACAGAUCAGAAAAAAUUCUUGGAAAGCUCUACAGGUCGAUAGAUGAGCAUAAGAUCUGGAAAGAAGACAUUCGGCUCAUCGGAGAAUCAAUCUCUGAUGCACCCUGGGUGACAUUGAUUCAAUCCCUAACAGCCCGAUGUCGUGCAGUGGGAGCGCCAACCAACUGGAAAGCGCACCGCACAACAGCAGAGCAAAUCCGCGCAGUCUACGAAGACGCAAUCUCAGCCACAAUGAACAACUUCUCCGAACAUCCCACCAACCCGAUCUCCGAACUCGAAGUCUUCAUCGGGCAUAUCCUCAACAAAACAGGCGUCCAAACACGCCGCCAACGUGAACGAUCCAUAAAGCUCAAAGACGAAUUCGACCGCAUCGUCACCUGGAUCCUUGAACAAAUGCGUCCACGCCCGCGCGGCCCAUUAACGGGAUACGCAACAGAAUUUGACUCCCUCGAGCGCUGUCUUGCAUGCACUUAUAUCAUUGAAGACACUGCCAAGUCAAGAACGAAACGCAGUAGGAGAAAAUGGUACGAGCUGGAAAGUUUCCGCGUUGUCGCGGUUUAUGCACUAUUACUAGAGCUGGAAUUUCAUGAGAAGAAAGCGCAGGAGCAAGAGCAGGAAUUUAGGAAGUAUGUCUUUGCUGCGACGGGAGACUUGGACGAGGUAUCUCGUGCGGAGGUUGACAAGACCAUGAAGGAGAAGUACGGCAUUGAUCACACGUUGUGGAAAUGUGGGAUUGAUUUCGCUUCGCUGGGGAUUGACGAUUAUUAAGAUCAAGGACCUCCUAGGAGAUUAACUAGUGUGUGAUUCUGGAUUGGAUUUGGGAAGCUCUUCCAAGCGCUAGGUGUGGGAUGAGAUUCUCGGGUCCAAACUGUUCAGUACAGAGUUUAGACUCUUUCAAAUCUAUAAUUAAUAAUAAAGUAGUUCAAAAGCAACCCGCAAAUUGACGACUCCAUCAAAUCCUGUUAUCUAACGACUGUAAUGCAACCCCAGCGGCCUAACAGACAAAAUUCACAAAACC